AUGGGUUGGACCGUUGAACGUAUUGCAAAGGACGAAGCUGGCAUUGCCUUUUAUUUGCAGCAAUACAAACCGUUCAGGUUGUUGUCACUUGAACGCGACCCCUCAGCCUUCGGCUCGACGCUGAGCCGUGAAGAAGCCUUCGACGAGGGACGGUGGCGAGACCGGCUGCUCAACCCUCAGGCCAGCACCUUUGUGGCCCGCGAGGAGGACACGACCCGAAGCAUCCUCUCUUCCAUCACUCUGGUCGGGCCAGACCCUGUCUCUGAAGAGCUGAGGUCGGCGCUCAACCUCGCUGGCCAAACCCUGCCUCCUGGGCAGCUGCUGCACUGGGAGCUCAAUGGCGUCUUCACCCUGCCGCAGGCCCGCCGUUGCGGCAUCGCAGCCGCAGUGAUGAGCACAGCGAGGCAGCAUGCCCUGGCGGAGGCGGCAUUACAGGGUAGUGGUGACUGUCUUGUUGUCCUUACUGUGGUUGUCUACGCCGAGAACAGCGGUGCCAGAUCUUGGUAUGAGAAGAUGGGCUUCACCCCGUACAGACAGGACAAGGAGGACCAGGGCCGGGCCACCAUCGAACUUGUGCAGGUAUUACAUGUGCCCCAAAGACCUCGGUGA
This is a messenger RNA of Cryphonectria parasitica EP155, 609 nucleotides long. RefSeq lists its product as uncharacterized. NCBI's taxonomy places the organism in Eukaryota, Fungi, Ascomycota, Sordariomycetes, Diaporthales, Cryphonectriaceae. The record is from RefSeq and is a predicted model, not a curated record. Gene Ontology annotation, molecular function: acyltransferase activity, transferring groups other than amino-acyl groups. Bases 1 to 609 code for a protein of 202 amino acids. The transcript is spliced from 2 exons.